Messenger RNA from Solanum dulcamara, 3064 nucleotides. RefSeq names its product serine/threonine-protein kinase BLUS1-like. Gene Ontology annotation, biological process: protein phosphorylation. The transcript has 22 exons. Gene Ontology annotation, molecular function: protein serine/threonine kinase activator activity; ATP binding; protein kinase activity. The record is from RefSeq and is a predicted model, not a curated record. NCBI's taxonomy places the organism in Eukaryota, Viridiplantae, Streptophyta, Magnoliopsida, Solanales, Solanaceae. The coding region runs from base 336 to 2474 and encodes 712 amino acids.
CGGGUCUCCACGUCAUCAUCCCGUAUUCGUACUGUACCUCCGUACGGUUCUCCACGUCAUCAUACUUGCAGUACUAAAGGUCCGACCCGACCCAAUUUUCAUAACCCGUACGUCUUCCUCCGCUCCCUAAGCUUCCCUUCUCAUGGCUGUCAACCGAUAACACGUAAAAUUGAAAUAAUAAUAAAAAUAAAAUAACAAAAAAUAAAGAAGAAACCAAAAUCAAAUAUUAUUUCUGAAUAAUAUCGAACGAAAGCUAAUAAUUUCGUUUUUCAAAACAAUUCAUCAAGUGUUGUGAACUCAAACUGGUUUUCCGAUCAGAUUUUCGUGGUUUUCCGAUGCCCGGCGGUCAGAAAAGUUACUCGGUGAAUCCGAGCGAUUAUAAGAUUCUAGAAGAAGUUGGAUAUGGAGCAAGUGCAACUGUGUAUAGAACGAUCUAUAUACCCUUCAAUGAAGUUGUAGCAGUAAAGUGCUUGGAUCUCGAUCGCUGUAAUAGCAAUCUGGAUGAUAUUCGUAGGGAAGCUCAAACAAUGAGUUUAAUUGGCCAUCCAAAUUUAAUAAAAGCAUUUUGUUCAUUCGUUGUUGAUCACUACCUUUGGGUGGUGAUGCCCUUCAUGGCCGAGGGUUCUUGUCUGCACCUCAUGAAGAUAGCAUAUCCAGAUGGAUUUGAGGAGGCUGUUAUUGGUUCUAUCUUGAAAGAUACUCUCAAGGCUUUGGAAUAUCUCCAUCAACAUGGGCACAUUCAUCGAGAUGUUAAGGCUGGGAAUAUAUUGCUGGACACUAAUGGGGUAGUAAAGCUCGCUGACUUUGGUGUUUCUGCAUGCAUGUUUGACAGUGGUGACAGGCAGCGCUCUAGAAAUACCUUUACAGGAACUCCAUGCUGGAUUGCACCAGAAGUUUUGCAGCCUGGAACUGGAUAUGAUUUCAAGGCUGACAUUUGGUCAUUUGGAAUAACUGCCUUAGAGCUGGCUCAUGGUCAUGCACCAUUUUCGAAGUACCCUCCAAUGAAGGUUCUGCUGAUGACCAUAAACAGUGCUCCUCCUGGACUUGAUUAUGACCGUGAUAAGAAAUUCUCAAAGUCAUUCAAGGAAAUGGUUGCAAUGUGCUUGGUGAAAGAUCAAACUAAAAGGCCAACUGCUGAAAAAUUGUUGAAGCACACUUUUUUCAAAAAAGUUAAGCCUUCCGAGCUUUCUAUAAAGAAACUGUUUGCCGACUUACCAUCGCUAGGGAGCCGAGUAAAAAUCCUCCAGCUUAAAGAUGCUGCACAACUAGCCUCGAAGAAAAUGCCUUCAUCCGAGCAGGAAGCAAUAUCACAGAGUGAAUACCAACGAGGUGUUAGUGCCUGGAACUUUGAUCUGGAGGAUUUGAAGUUUCAAGCUUCAAUGGUGCAAGAUGAUGACGAAAUACCGGAGAUUAGGGAAGAAGAUGAAAGCAUAAAAUCUUAUAUGAACUACAAGGAGAAUUCAGUUUCUGCUCUAAAUGCUGGAAAAUCAUCCUUAAAACAAGAUAUCAUUUCCAGUGAGCAAGGAAGUGUUGGUGAAGUGAGAUUAGCUGAAUGCCAGAGAAAGAAGGGAGAAGACUUGGAAUGUAAUAAACUGGAUUCCGACCAUCAGGAGGAAGGCGGAUUGAGGAAGAAUUCAUCAAAAACAGAGCUGCCACCCCUUACCUCAGAUAAAGAUGCAGUGCAAGCCAAGAGUAAAUGUCAAACAGCAAAAGCUUGUCGAAGUCAGAGUGGACCACUUAUGCCAGGUGUUGAGUUAAGUCAUUCGGCAUCAGAAAGAGCUGGAAACUUUGAAAGAAGUAAGAUUGAAAACCAACAAGCAGAAAAAGCUCAUCAAGUACGAAGGGCGCCCAGCUUUAGUGGCCCUCUAAUGCUUCCAAACCGAGCUUCAGCAAAUAGUAAAUCAGCCCCAAUUAACUCAUCUGGGGGUUUCAAAGAUUCUUCGGAUGACAAGUCCACGGCCAACUUGGUUCAAAUAAAAGGGAGGUUUUCUGUGACAUCAGAAAAUGUAGAUCUUGUAAAGGGGUCACAAUUGAAGAAGACUGCUAGUGUUGGAGACUGGAUAUUGGAAUCUAAACUGAUGCCUCCCAGUCGAAUACCAAAGGAGCUUGGCCUUGAUAAUAUUCCUGCCUCAGUUCUGAUGCCUCACCUACAAAAUCUUUUUCAACAGACAUCAAUCCAACAGGAUCUAAUUGCGAAUCUGUUGAGUAGCUUGCAACCAUCCGAGGCAGGAGAUGCUCCGCAACAUGGAAAGUCGUCUCAACAGUGUGUUGCAGAGAAUAAUGGAUGUGUUGAUAUAGCUGUUUCUGAGAGGGAGCGCAUGCUGCUAGUCAAAAUAUCCGAGCUUCAAGCUAGGAUGAGUAGCUUGACGGAUGAAUUAACUACUGAAAAGCUUAAAUACAUGCAGUUGCAACAGCGGCUAAAUGCCAUGUCAAGUCAGGGGGAAGAUUGGAACAGGAGAGAAUCUGAAUCUUGAUGCUGAAAGAUCGCCUUGAAGUAUUAACAAUGUGUAUAUUCAGAUUGAGUUAUAUAGGACAGAGCCGAGUUCACUAUUCGUAUGGCUGGAAAAAUUCAUCGAUGAAUAGAAGCUCAAUGUGGAAUAAUCCAGCUCCAACUGAUGAAUAAACAAGAUCAUCAGUUUGUAGAGAAUUUCUUCAUUUAUUUAGUGAGUGCGAGCUGAAAACAAGCUUUCUGUGCAGUCCAUGUCUCCAGUGCCAGAAGUUUAUUUUUAUUUAUGCUGGAAAAUACUAUAGUCCUUGUGAUGCGCAGACCCUCUUGGUCGGUCUCCCCUAAGGUGGGGGCCCAGCUGCGGAGGGUUCUGGGGCGAAAGCUACUUUAUUCUGUAAUUUGAAUGCACCAUUAAGCUGUAAUUUUGUUUAUAUUGUAUACCUAGUGACACAAACAGAUGCUUAUAGUAAGUCUUAUUAAAAAUCACUAUUCAAGCCGUAUUUUUGACCUUGCAUUUUGGCAAGUAUGGUACUAGUGAUGACUUUAUAAAUACUACAUUGUAUAAUUCGGAUACGUGUAAUGACAUCGUGGUGUGUACCUGUUAUCUUUUUGAUAACA